CGGCGGCGGCGGCGGCGGCGGAGGAGGCAGGCCCGGCCCGGGGAUGGCGAUGUUCCGCAGCCUGGUGGCUUCGGCUCAGCAGCGGCAGCCGGCGGGCGGGCCGGCGGGCGGCGACAGCGGCCUGGAGGCGCAGUACAGCUGCCCGAUCUGCCUGGAGGUGUACCACCGGCCUGUGGCCAUCGGCAGCUGCGGCCACACGUUCUGCGGGGAGUGCCUCCAGCCGUGCCUACAGGUGCCGUCCCCCCUUUGCCCGCUCUGCCGCCUACCUUUCGACCCCAAGAAGGUGGACAAGGCCGCUCAUGUGGAGAAGCAGCUUUCGUCGUACAAGGCACCCUGUAGGGGCUGCAACAAGAAGGUGACGCUGGCCAAGAUGAGGGUGCACGUCUCCUCCUGCAUGAAGGUCCAGGAGCAAAUGGCCAACUGUCCCAAGUUUGUCCCUGUGGUUCCCACGUCCCAGCCCAUCCCCAGCGCCGUCCCCAACAGGUCCACCUUCACCUGCCCCUACUGUGGCGCCCGUAACCUGGACCAGCAGGAGCUGCUGAAGCACUGUGUGGACAACCAUCGCAGUGACCCCAACCGCGUGGUGUGCCCCAUCUGCUCUGCAAUGCCCUGGGGGGACCCCAGCUAUAAGAGCGCCAACUUCCUGCAGCACCUCCUGCACCGGCACAAGUUCUCCUACGACACUUUUGUGGACUACAGCAUCGAUGAGGAGGCUGCUUUCCAGGCUGCCCUAGCCCUGUCUCUCUCCGAGAACUGAAGGCACCGCCCAGCCCUUGGACCUGAGCCCUCCCACCUCGGGGGACGGAGCCACCCUGAGGGACACGGCCAUGCAGGCCCUCUGAUGCCCAGCGCUUGUGUGGGAACCCACCUGUGGGACAAGUGGAGCCUCUGUCAUUGCAGGACAGCCUGUCCCCGAGCCUGCCAGGGGCCUCAUUGUUGGAGGGUGGCCAUCAGUGCUCCUGGCCGAGCGUUGCUGGUUCCCUCGGUGCUUUGGGCUAAGUGGGCUGCCCUCAUGGGGCCGGCUCAUGGGGCCUGAGAGCAGUCGGCCAUCUGUCUGUCUGUCUCAAAGCCAUGCUGUCCUCCAUGUCUGCAGAGAGACCCGUGCCGCCCCCGCCACGUCCCGCAGGCCUGGCUGCCAAGCAGGAAGUGCGAGGGGAGUCCUGGCCGGUAUCUGGCAGCGCUUCCACGUUGCGCACUCGGUACUGGCUUUUGUGAUACCUAGAAAUUCUGGCAUUUUUCUAUAUUAUCCAGUGUGAUGAUCUUUUCAUAUUUUAUAGUGCAAAGACCGAGCAGUUACUCUUCACAUUGCAAUACCCGUGUUUGACUAGGAACAAUAGUAUUUUUAUGGAACAUUUACAAAAUUAUAUUUUUUAAAAAAAACAAAAACAGUCGUGGGGUCAGCAUGGGAGAGGGAAAGAGAGGUACAGACACCAGAGCCAGAGUGCACCCCGGGGCUUUGCUUGGGACCACUGCUCUGCUGAGUCCCCUGGGGCUGCUUUGUCAGGUUCCCCUUCCUCACCGCCAGGAAGAACCCCCAGGGCCCUUGGCCGCGUGCAGUGGCUGCUCCUCUGCUCCACGGCCCCCCCAGAAGCGCAGGCCUCCUCCCGCUGGGGUCCCAGCCCCAGCCCUGCUGUCCGUUCCCUGCGGACCACAAACCGUGUCGGUAGGGCACCCUGGGGGGGAUGGGUGAGGCUGGAAGACGCCGUCUUACUCUUUCAGUUCACGGCAUAAAUUAAUUGCUCUUUUAAAAAAAACUCCAAUAAAACA
Nyctereutes procyonoides (raccoon dog) is the source of this 1767-nucleotide messenger RNA. It is a transcript of the gene RNF166, whose product is annotated as ring finger protein 166. The record is from RefSeq and is a predicted model, not a curated record. Bases 44 to 757 code for a protein of 237 amino acids. NCBI's taxonomy places the organism in Eukaryota, Metazoa, Chordata, Mammalia, Carnivora, Canidae. Gene Ontology annotation, biological process: ubiquitin-dependent protein catabolic process; protein polyubiquitination. Gene Ontology annotation, molecular function: ubiquitin protein ligase activity. The transcript is spliced from 6 exons.